AUGGAGCUCAAUCCUGCGUACUACCAACCUGGAAAUUCAAGACCGAUCUGGGGACUGGCAGAUCCUCUGCCACGAAUCGUACGUCCCGGUACCAAGCCGUCAGAUGAGGAGGUUAAAUCCGGCAGAUUAAGGCAGGACGCGCUGCAGCCUACCGAAUCGCAAAUGGAACAAGGCUAUGGUCUGAGGUUAGACCUGAAGAAAAUGAUCCAGGACAUUCAUGACGCGACCAGAGAUAGGGAAGAAAAGUAUGCUGAAAAACAUGGUAAGAACCAACGCCACCAAGACCUCAGCGAAGAUGACGAUGAGAAGGAGGAUGAGGAGGUCAAUGACGAAGACGUCGAAGCUACACAUUGUCAAGGAGAGGAAGACCAAGUAUCAUUGAACAACAUUCGAGAAGAGCUCCACAAUCACCACACGCUAUGGGCGGUGUUCAGGACCAAACUUCGUGAGCCUCUUGCCGAAGUUCUCGCCGUGAGUCUGAUCGCUUGUCUCACCUUAUCUCGAUCUCUAAUCGAUUUAGGUGUUUGUUUUGAUGACGAUCGGUAUCUGUGCCAAUGUAGCACAUAA
Aureobasidium namibiae CBS 147.97 is the source of this 567-nucleotide messenger RNA. RefSeq lists its product as uncharacterized. The transcript has a single exon. NCBI's taxonomy places the organism in Eukaryota, Fungi, Ascomycota, Dothideomycetes, Dothideales, Saccotheciaceae. The record is from RefSeq and is a predicted model, not a curated record. The coding region runs from base 1 to 567 and encodes 188 amino acids.